Molecule: messenger RNA, 5598 nt
Organism: Acipenser ruthenus (sterlet)
Lineage: Eukaryota; Metazoa; Chordata; Actinopteri; Acipenseriformes; Acipenseridae
Product: rab9 effector protein with kelch motifs-like
Exons: 4
Coding region: 3881-4717 (278 amino acids)
Molecular function (GO): protein binding
Source: RefSeq, a predicted model, not a curated record
UCCUCACAUCUAUGACAGGGGUGCUGAUAUCCUGCGAACUGUGGUUUGCUUCCUGUCGCUGGAUUUCAUUCGACUGACUUGACUGACUUCGUAAGAAGUACUGAUCAAUGCGAGGCCCUUGUCCCUUCUGCCUCAAGCAUUUCAUUCUCCCUUGAUGAAUCUUCAAACCGCCUUGCUCCAGCCGCAGACACAAACCUGGAGUUCCAUGUCUUUGUUAACUGCAGAUCUUGAACUAGUCUUUUGUGAAGUACUCUCCAUACUCAUAUCCGUUUCCGUUCCUAAGUCGUUAACCGUGUUGUCCAACGUUGAGUCAUCUUCCGCCCCCGCUCUCGCAGACUCUAGGGGUAUUUUUCUCUUUAAUUUCUUAGAAGCCUUGGGCGGGUGUCUCCAGCAUCCUGUAAACACAGAGCUGGAUACUGCCGACAAGGGUAGCUAACCCUUACCAGCCCCAAUGGGGUAUCUUUCCUCCUGUCAGCUGUCUCUCCAGGCUGUCACAAGGUCUUUCCCUUGUUGCCAGCUGCACUAUUCACAGCAGUCACUGGACGUAUCCAGAUUUCCAUCUUCAUGAUUUCCAUUACACGAGAGUAGAUGUUAAAACUUCAUGCUGAUUUGAACUCGGCUCUCGCCAAGAUAAGCACCAACUAAGACGUAGCUUUACAGUAAACUAAUGUGAUCCAUAUGUGUCUCCAUCCAUUUACGUUUCCUUCCAUAUGAUGAUGUAGAUAUCCUUCUGUCUGGUGUUAAUGGCUGAAGUGUAAUGCUGGCUCCAGGGAUCAGCUUAUUUUGCCUCCCUGGCGCAUCAGCACACACAACGGCUGCGAUGCUGGCUCCGGGGAUCAACCAAAGUGCGGCCUCCCCAGCGCAUCAGCAUGACAACCGUCUGGAUUGAGCUAAGUAGGGUACAUCUCUGGGGUUUUCAAGUGGGCACCUUCCAUCCUCAGUGUUUCGUCGACUAGCCCACGACACCUCAAGAGGGCUCGACGGUGAUUCUGGCGUCCCAGCAUCACCCCCCUCCGUCCCCCACUCAACUCAGCCCAGCUUACUUACCUGUACAUCAGCGUUUCUUUCUUUCUAUUGUGCUUGAGAUCCCCAGCCAGAAUCUUUCAGUCUCAACCACAGCCAGUUGCUACUCCUCUCUGCUGCUUCAGAUAAGUUCUUCACUGUGCGACGCAACUCUUGGCCACUGAAUCCGACGUCUCUGAGAAACCGGGUUGUAGAGUGUGCCACAAAUCCUCGACAACCCACUUCCACUGGGUAAACCCGAACUCUCCAUCCUCGCUGUUCCGCUUCAGUGGCUAGUUGAGCAUACCGCAGAAUAUGUUGAAUAUGUUUUUAAUAUGCAUGAAUAUGUUUUUAAGCAAAAAUGUGUAGGACCUGUUUAAUGAAUGCCUUCUCUUAUUGAUAUAUUAAUCCAGCUGGUGGUUUCCCUAGGGGCGAUUUAUUGACAUAAAAAAUCGGCAAAUCUAGUAACGGUAAAGAACAGGCAAUGUGGUAAAUUGGCUGUGGUAUAGCAUUGUAAACACGCUUAUAUUAAGCACAGUAAAAGCAUGGCCACACUAUUAUUACCUACAAAAUGGCCCAUAGUGAAGCUCCGAAAAAACUACACUCAUUACUGUAUUUUGAGUUUUGUUCCAGGCAUAAUCAACCCAAUUUGUGUUCUGUGUUUCAAGUAUUAUGGGGCUGCUUCAAGUACUAGAACCAGAUCAGUCUCUGCAAAAGGGAACUUGGUAAGCUACCCGGAUCUUUUUUAAUGCAGAGUUAUUUCAUAUAUAGUAUAUUACCUUUGUAAAAUAGCACCAUACUGCAUUGCAAGGGGUGUCUAACUGCGGUCUGGCGGGCCAGUCCACUCCAAGGUUAACAGGUACAAUGAGAUCAUGAGCUACUUCAGGUCUGGACGGAAUAAUCUAGUAUUGAAACUGCAAUCAAUUAGAUAGAAGUAAACCUAAUAUUUUGAUUUUUCUAUUUUAUUUUAUUAAUUUACCUUCCCUCUAUUUGUUGAUUAAAGACAAUUGCACAGGAAUUAGUCAGGGACAGUACUGCGAGUGCACUCUCAUACACAGACUAUUGUACUCAAUGUGUGCUGGUUCUGUGAUGUGGAAUAUUGUUCCUUGGGAUGCUAAGUUGAGACACUAAACGUCACUGGUGACCUGAGGUUUGUAGAGGUGUAAGGCUUAUAGACCUGUGAAGUAAUCUAAAAAAAAAAUAUCACAGGUUUACGUGCAAAAUAAUAAGUAUCGAUGCCAUAUUCUGAACGUGUGUGUGUGUGUUGUUUUUUGUUUACUGUGUUUGCAUGGUUUUUGACUUGCUGCAAAGAGAAUUCAUUUUUUCGAUGUGUUUAGGUGCAUGUGAAGCACACAUCUGCUGUAAUCUAUAGCAAGGGAUUCGGUGACAUGUACAUCAAAGGGCAUAAAGUAGGACUUCUGUUUGAAAAAUACCUGCCAUUUAUCUUAAACACCUGUCAGGACAGAAAUUCCUAAACUACAAGAAACACAAAGCCUGCUUUGAUGGAUUAUGUUAAAUAGAUUUUGAUAUUCAAAAUACUAUUUCUUUAACAGCAGUCUUUCAUGAAUAUCAUAUUUUAUUUAUUAAAUCAAAACAGACUUUAAAAUCAUUUGAAUGUGCUGUGCUCAGUCUUUAUUUCCCCGUGUGACUUGCACAUUUAAAAAAAAAAAAAUCUCAAGUAAAAAAAACAAUAGUGAAGGGCCCUUAUGCAGGGAAAUAUAGGACUUACUAUUUCGAAAUACUAAAAGAAACUUAAUUCUGUAACAAAUGACUACUUGUAUUUUUCAAUGUAUUCAAAAUGACUUUGUGGCGGGGUGCCCCGACCCGUGCAUAUUUAUGUGUUGUAUGUGGCGUGUUAAUGUUGGUGUAUAUGUGUUGAUGCACGGGAUAUAAUGUGGGUCUAUGUUUAGCACGAGUGUUGAUAAAUGUAUAUUUGUAUUUAGGCAUGGGGAUUGAACAAUCACGCCACAUGCAGAUUAAAGUGGGUACUAGUAUGGAAGCACGGGGAGCACAAUGCGUAAAAGAGCCAGUGGGUGCGUUCACAGAGAUCAUUAUGUGCAGAUUCUGUGCAGAAUCUGACCAUUUCAUAGAAGAUCAUUGGCUAAAUUGGUCAGAUUCUGCACAGAAUCUGCGCAGAAUGAUCUCAGUGAACGCACCCAGUGUUUCACGCACACGGGGCUGGGUGUUCGGUGAGUGGAGAGUGAGAGAGGAGAAAUAAUUAAAAAUAUUGACAAUUGCUAUUGGUGCUAAACCACCUCAGCACAGUAUUUGUUUGGGUCAGUGUUUUGUUUGUCUUUUUAUUUUGGCCAACACACCGUUUUGUUUUGUGAAAGUCUUUUGUUCUGUUUUAAAAACCUUUUUAUUUUAUUUAAUAAAUACGCGCAUUAGGGGGUUUCAUACCCCAGUGCUGUCUGUGUCUGUCUCCUUCUGGGUCUGUGACGUCCCCACACGCGCCAGACUGCCACAGACUUGUAUUCAAAACUUGUGAUUGGCUUUAUAACGUUUCUCUAAUGUUUCUUACAUCAGCAGCAGUGAGGGUUUAAUAGUUACUGAUGACUUUUAUAAUUUACUGGCAACAUGGCCUCACAGUGAAUUGAAUAUGGAAUACACCCUGUAUUUGGGUUAGCACUGUCUAAAUUUGAAACCUGAUAGAAAAUGUACAGAAGUCGAAGAGGCAAACACAGUUCAUGAUGACGUUUAAACUAACCUCAUGAAAUAUUGGGCGCAAUUCAUGAAGCAUUAACUCAUGAGUUAUUUAAGGAAUGUAAUUUCAAAGUCUGUUUUUCUGGAUAAAACCGAAUUUGAUAUUCCUGAAACUGUUCUGGACUGCUGUUUCAAGAUUGUAUUCAUAAAAACACUUUAAGUUGAAGUUUUUUGAAUGGAUCUCAAUACGUGCUUCCCGGGUAAUGUUAAUGUGUGCUCAGUGUGGUGUGAGGGGAUGUUCUACAGUGUGUUCCUUGCUGGCCUGUUUUUCAGGUAUGCCCUUGUGCCACAAGGGGAGAGUCCUGGGGUUCGAGUGGGUCACACAUGCACCUACCUUCCCAGCGCUGCGGACAACCAGGGUAAAGGGAAGAUCCUUAUUGUAGGAGGUGCAAUCCCUAAUGGAAGCUUCUCUGAUUCACACAUUAUAGAUCUGGCUACUCUAACUUGGUCACAGCCAGAUACACAAGGCAAAGCCCCAUCUCCUAGACAUGGUCAUGUAAUAGUGGCUGUAGGGCUCAAACUGUAUAUCCAUGGUGGGUUGGCUGGAGACAAAUUUUACAGUGAUCUGUACUGCAUAAAUACAACUGAUCUGAAGUGGGAGAGAGUGAUGAAAGGAGGCGCUCCAGCCGGCUGCGCUGCGCACUCUGCAGUGUCGCUGGGGAAAUUAAUCUACAUCUCCGGAGGAAUGGACGCAUCAGGAGCAUUAAACACUAUGUAUAAAUACCACACGGAGAAACAGCGCUGGACACUCUUAAAGUUUGAAGGUCUGCCCGCCAAAAGACUUGACCACUCCAUGUGUGUCAUUCCCUGGGCUGAUCCCAAAGCAUCCAGUCCACAGGCAGCUUGUGGGGACCAAGAGUGGAAAGAUUCAGCCCAGCAAGCAGCUGACAGCACAGAAGAGAAGAGCAGCAGCUCAUCCCGAGGAGCACCAGUGUACCUCUGCUUUGUAUUUGGUGGCAUGGACACUGAGGGAGGCCUUUAUAAUGACUGUAUUGUAACACUACUUGAUUAACAAGAACACCGAUUAUUUUACAGAGUGUAAUGUGCUAUUCUCGAUACAUAGCAGUUUAAGCUAGUCACGGUUUUACUGUGAGAACCAUCAUGGUAUGCCUUGUUGCUGAGCUUUCACAAAUUGAAGUGUUACAAACACCCCUACAUUUUAAAUCAGAAGCACGGUUGUGUGAAAUGUGUAUCUUGGUGUCUUAGGUUCUUAACCCAUUAAGUAACAAACGCAUUUUUCUUUGAAAAAAUCAUAACACAAGCUGUAUUUAUGUCAUUUGAUACAUUCUGUCAAUAUUUCUUCACCGGAAAAAAAAUGAAAUCCUUUGUUUUGGCUGAUCUGUUUUGAGGACAGUCACGUAGACGUGCCGUAAUUGAAACUUGCAUUGCGCAUUCAAUCAUUGUAAAACAUCAAAUGGCUUAAACUGAUAUGCAAUAGGGCGGUCUUGCUUACUACCCUGCUUAUAUGUAUAUUGUAAAUUGAUUCAUAUUUUUUGUAUACCAGUAAUAUAACUUUGUAUUUCACACUGAACUGUCUACUUCAUAUUGAACACCAAGUGUAAAUAUAAAAGCCCCUAGAAUGUGGGGUACAGAAGUAUAUGUUCUACUCAUUCUUCUCCCCUGGCCAAUAGAAUGACAAUGUAUUCACUUAUGUUGCCCAACUAAGUGUUAAACACUUUAAUAUGGAUGUCACAGUUAUCCUAAUGAAUGUCUUCUUGUUUAGAUUCACUUUGCAUAUCAUUUUCUGUCUCCGCAAUAACAUGUCUUUAAUCAUGUAGCCAGUGGGCUCUCAAACAUCAAAUCAAAUUUUAUUUAUAAGGCGCUUUUAACAAGAAAAAGAACAUUCGGAAGUACAUUUAGUACAAUAAAAACAGCAAGAGAAAACAACAUUUU